Molecule: messenger RNA, 660 nt
Organism: Uncinocarpus reesii 1704
Lineage: Eukaryota; Fungi; Ascomycota; Eurotiomycetes; Onygenales; Onygenaceae
Exons: 2
Coding region: 1-660 (219 amino acids)
Source: RefSeq, a predicted model, not a curated record
AUGGCCGCAUUUGUGGCGCGGCACGCCAAUCCGGCCCUAUCCCACUGUUCCUCUUUCCGGCCAAACUUAUUUUCCAAGCAGUCUUUUGUCCAUCGCACUUUGACCAGACGCACGCUUCCCCGACCGAUCUUUUACUCGGGUAUUCGCGCUGCAUGCUCCAAAUCUCAAGCUUCCCAGAACGAACCAACGCAGCCCCCGGCGUCAGCUUUGACUCUAGGAUUCUGGAAGUCGAGAUAUUUGUGGCAACGUGCAGGCAUCAACACAUUUCGAUGUCUGAUCGGCUGCUCUCUCGGUGACUUCUCUGCGAUGUGGUUCCUGCAGGCGAAUUGCCCGGAUAUGUCGGUUGGGCUGGUUAUGGGAAUAUCAAUGAUAUCUGGCCUAAGCACGUCAAUGGCGUUGGAAACCGUCCUCCUACGGCUAGGUCGUGACCAGCUGACAUGGGCGACGGCAGCAAAGACGGCAGCAGGAAUGAGCAUGGUCUCGAUGUUGGGGAUGGAAACUGUUCAAAAUAUCGUUGAUUAUCAUUUGACGAGUGGCAUUGUAGCACUGAAUGAUCCAAAAUUUUGGUUGGCUGCGGCGGCGUCGGCCCUUGCGGGGUUUCUAGCCCCAUUGCCGUAUAACUAUUCGAGAUUGAAGAAAUACGGGAAGAGCUGUCAUUGA